Molecule: messenger RNA, 4141 nt
Organism: Coffea arabica (coffee)
Lineage: Eukaryota; Viridiplantae; Streptophyta; Magnoliopsida; Gentianales; Rubiaceae
Product: ACT domain-containing protein ACR12-like
Cellular component (GO): chloroplast stroma; chloroplast thylakoid membrane
Source: RefSeq, a predicted model, not a curated record
CUUUCAACUCUUCAAUCGGUUCAGCUCACACUCUUGACUACACUGCUAUAUAACCAAGCAGAUUUUGAUAUUUCAAUUUUCAAGUAAUUUUCCACCAUUUCCGCCUGAUCGGAACCGCCGAGAGAAGUCGCUAUGGCUAUCGCCAACGCUUUCUUGAGUCCUGCUGCUGCUGCUACCUUCGCUCCUGUUCGAUCCAAGUUGUCCCAUUCCGAUUGUGACUUCUUAACUCCUCACUUGAAUCUCUCCUUUUCCGCCUCCUCAUCUAAACUCACCCGCGGGUUAUUUCAUUCCGGAAUCACUACCAAAAGAAAUCAGUGCAGGAUAGAGAUGGUAUUCCUAUGCCGAUUGUUCUGAUAGAUCAAGAUUCUGACUCUGAUGCAACAAUAGUACAAGUUAGCUUUGGCGAUCGUCUUGGUACUCUCAUUGACACGGUGAAGUCACCAUCCUUUGUCUGCCUGUCAUCACGUUUCUGUUUCUUUUUGUUCCAGUUUUAUUAUUUGGUAUCCGUUAUGCAGUUGUUUUUGAAAGAUUUGAAAGUAGUUCAUGAGGUAUCUUUUGUAUCAAGUGGAAGGGGGUAGGGAAAGUUACGAGACUAAGCCUUUGUAAGUUAUUGUAAGCCAAUCGUAUUCCAUGAAUAUGAUAUGUAUCUAGUGUGAUGUAUGGAAUAUAUGACAAAGGUGAGGUAUUUCUAUUGAUCGGUCAUGUCAUAUAGGCCCGACUUGGACAUCCAAUUGCUUCGAUUUGAAUUAUCCGGAGAAUUCCUUAGAUAUAUCAAAAAGAUGGACAAUUAAUCCUAUUUCUCGAUUCAAUAGAAGCUCAAAGAGGUGAAUGGGGUCCCAACAAAUAAGGAGAGGUGUGUCAAAAGCAGGUCUGAUUACAACUAUUCCUAAUCCUAAAUGGAAUAUAACAACGUAGGGAUCCAUAUGUAAAUAUAGUAUCUAUUUAAAUACACUCGAAUGACCCCUUCUCAUAAUGAGAAUGUAUAGAACCCUAUUCUGGUCUGGUCCGGUAUGGAAUGAACUUAUAAUCAUGGAAUUGACUCGAUCAUCCGAUUAUAAGUUCAUAACCCUAGCCCAUUCCCAUUCUGGGCGGAACAGGUUUACUAAUUCUUUGAUUCCAGUUAGUAAGAGGGAUCUUGAACUAAGAAAUAGACCCUAGAAGCUAAAAAAGGCUAUCCUGAGCAAUUGCAAUAAUCAGGUUCAUUGAUAUUCCUGGUAUAGUAGAUGCUAUUACACAUACAAUCAUACUCAAUUUGAUGGAAUACCACAAAGAGAAAGUGUACCUAAUAAAAAAGUGUUUUUGGUAAUUGGUAUAUGUUUUGUUAAACCUCCCAUAAGAACCAUAUUUUGACUUUUAAAAGGAGAAUAUCCAACAAUUGUUUCCAUUGAAUGAAUAACGGAUCCAGAUCCUAAAAAUAAUAAUGCUUUGGAAUAGGCAUGAGUAAUCAAAUGAAAUAAAGCACUUCGAUAAAAUCCCAUACCUAGAGCUAGCAUCAUAUAACCCAAUUGAGACAUUGUGGAAAAAGCUAAUCCUCUUUUAAUGUCUUUUUGAGCAAGAGCUAAAGUAGCUCCUAAUAAUACUGUUAUUAUUCCUAUCAAUGAAAUAAAAUUCAUUAUGUAAGGUAUAACUAUGAAAAGAGGAAUAAGCCGAGCUACAAGAAAAAUUCCCGCUGCUACUAUGUAUAAGAGCAGAAAUAGGAGUGGGCCCUUCCAUGGCAUCAGGUAACCAUACAUGAAGGGGAAUUGUGCCGAUUUAGCAACGGUACCGGCAAAUACUAGACCAGCACACAAAGUAACAAACAAAGAAUUGACUUCAUUAUCAUAAAUCAAGUUAUUGAAUAUUUCGAAUAAAUCACCAAAUUCAUCUAUAACCUUUUCAGAUUUAUGGCAUCAGGUCUUUUGGAAAUUUUUAGAUAUUGUGGACCUCAUCUUUUUAUCAAACUCCUCAGUGUACCUUUUGUAAGAGGUACUGACUUUUAAGAUAUUGUAUGCCAUGUUUCCUCCUGUAUGGACUAGUUGUGAUGGAGCCUGAGGUAGUACUCUUCCAGUCAGACCACAAAUAUCUGCCUUUCUGUUUCUUUACGCUUAUUUAACCCAUGGUUUUUAGUUUGCCCAACUGUUUGAGAUUUUUUACGAUGCUAGAUAUUCAGAUUUUGUUACGGGGACUUAGCUGCUUAAGAUUAAUGCCUUUUUCACUUUUCUAAUCUUUUCAAAUAUGUCAGCUUGGAUAUCUUUCAUCUUUAAGUAUGUUUAUAUAACAUGCAGUCUUGGUUUUCUCUGGAGCAGAUGAAGGCACUAAAAGAUCUUGGUUUGGAUGUUGUGAAAGGAACUGUCAACACUGAGGCCUCAGUGAUAGAAACAAAAUUUUUCAUCACACAUCUCUAAUGAAGUAUUUAGUUUGCUUUUCCAAAUUGAUGGAAAGUUCUCACCAUUUGGCUUCUGUUUCUGAUGCUCCUUGUGGUCUUAUAAGUAGACUAGAUUCCCUUUCCCUGCUGCUGCACAAUAGUUGUGUAACUAUGCUGCUGGGUUUUGAAAAUGUUUCUUAUAGUUGAUGAUGCAAAAUUCACCUUUUUGUCAUCUGAUUCUGGUGUUGGCAUAAAGAUACUUCACAUUAGUUUACUUGGUGAAAGAUUUCAGUUUCUUAAGGAAACAAUAUGUCUAAACUACUUGUAUUAAAUUUGUAGUAAAAACUCAAUCUGAUUUUUGAGAUUGCCAUCUCUUGAGAAAAGAAUUAUUCACGGGCAAAUAAAAGUUCGAUAGAUAAAUAAAUGGAAUUCAUCUUAAAAGGUUAAUCUGAAAAGUAAAAGCAAUCUUGAAGCAUUGCCAACAAUUAUUCACAAACUUUUUUGGUGCUCCAACCCGCUAAGAGUACCUUCACGAAUGAAUGUUGGACAUAUAUUUGAAUGUUCACUGGGGUUAGCGGGAAGUCUGCCAGACAAACAUUAUCAAAUAGUGCCUUUUGGUGAUAGGUAUGAACCAGAAGCUUUGAGAAAACGGGUGUUUUCUAAAUUAUAUCAAGCUAGUAAGCAAACAGCAAAUCCGUGGUUAUUUGAAGCCGAGUAUCCAGGAAAACCUUUUGAACAACCCAUUCUAAUAGGAAAGCCUUGUAUCUUAAAAUUAAUUCAUCAAGUUGAUGAUAAAAUCCAUGAAUGUUCAAGUGGACAUUAUGCACUUGUCACACAGGAACACCUUAAGUUGUUAUGUGUCUAGUGGAGCUUACAUUUUGCAUGCAUGUAUUAGUUCUAAUUCAGAUAUCAGAUGUGUCAUAUCCCUUUUUUUUUUUGUUGGGAAUGGUUUACAAUAACUCUCAUAUUAGGGCAAGUGGACGCAAAGUUGAAGAUCCUGAUCUUUUGGAGAGAAUUUGUCUUACCAUUAUCAACAACCUCCUGAAGUAUCAUCCAGAGUCUAGUGAUCGUCUUGCAAUGGGUGAGGCUUUUGGAAUAAAAGCACCGGCAAAGAAGCUUGAUGUUGAUGUUGCUACUCAUAUACAUGUCAAGGAUGAUGGACCUGCAAGGAGCUUACUUUAUAUUGAAACAGCUGCUCGGCCUGGGCUGCUCUUAGAGAUGAUCAAAAUUAUGGCUGACAUCAAUGUCAAUGUGGAAUCUGCUGAAAUUGAAACAGAAGGUCUAGUAGCAAAGGACAAGUUUCAUGUCAGUUACAGAGGGCAAGCGUUGAACAAUUCCUUGUCUCAGGUGCUAACUAAUUGCCUGCGUUACUACCUCCGGAGGCCAGAAGCUGAUGAAGAUAGUUACUAAAUGGAACCUUAACUGUAUACUCACUGUAUAAACCUUUGCGCUGCCUCAAUCGAAGGGCUCGAGUCACCAUUGCAUUAUGGUAUGUCAGGAAAUUGAGCUCACAUUUCUUGCCAUUUUCUAGGGUGUACAUUUGCAACACAUGUUGCCAUUGAAAAAAUGUCAUAUUCUAUUAGAAAACUAUUUUUCCAGUAAUCUGUUAAAUUGAGGAACGAUCCAUGCGAAGAGUUUAAACCUCCUCCUGGACAUGUGGGGCAGUGAAUUAGCUUUUGUUAGUGCCAUCCCGACGGUUCACUCAGAAAAUUUGUGCGUUUUUUGGGCAUGAGGGCUACGUGUUUUCCUCCAUCCUGUAAAGGUUUAAGGAAUAAAGGCCGAGAACCUUCCAGAUCC